UCAUCAUGAAAUUUUUCUCUUCUUCUUCUACCAGUUGCUGCUGCUGUGUUUUAGUAUGAUUCACUCUUGGCGGCGGUUCACUGACGGUAACAAUGGAGAAACUGAGAAUAAUAGUGAACGAAAUCGCCUACACGCAAGACUACAGUAAGCUCUCCAUCACUCAACGCUCGCUAAUCCCUCUUCUCGCCCUAUCGUCCUCUCUUUACAGCGUCGCCCUCUCUCUCCGCCGUUAUCUCUACCGCUCCGGCAUCUUCUCCAAGCACCGAUUGGCAGUACCAGUGAUAAGUGUUGGGAAUUUAACAUGGGGAGGCAAUGGGAAGACGCCAAUGGUUAAAUUCAUUGCUCAAUUCUUAGCCCAUUCUCGAAUUUCUCCUCUCAUUCUUACCAGGGGUUAUGCUGGUGGAGAUGAAGCUAAGAUGCUGGCAAGGCACCUAGGAAAAUCUGUAAAGAUUGGUAUAGGUGCGAAUCGAGCUGCUGUUGCUGCUUCUUUUUUGAAACAAUAUGGACACAGGGACCCUCAUGGUGAUUUAUUCAAGGGAUCAUGGGCUGAUAGCAAAAUUGGAAGUACAAGUGACUCAGAAAAAAUUGAUCUUGUUGUUCUAGAUGAUGGAAUGCAGCACUGGAGUUUGCACCGUGACCUUGAGAUUGUAAUGAUUAAUGGGCUAUCACCGUGGGGAAACUGCCAACUAAUCCCACUUGGACCUUUAAGGGAACCUUUGACAGCCCUCAGAAGAGCAGAUGUUGCUGUAGUUCAUCAUGCAAACUUGGCUACAGAACAAAAUCUCAAAGAUAUUGAGAUAAUGGUACGGGAAAUUAAAGAAUCUCUUCCUAUUUUUUUCACUGGAAUUAUUCCAUCACACUUUUUGGAAGUAGGAAAUAUCAACUUUAGAAUACCGCUGAGUAUCAUUCAUAAUGCCGUUGUUCUAUGUGUUUCUGCAAUUGGCUCAGCACGUGCUUUUGUGCAAGGAAUGGGGAAGAUGGGAGCUUUUCAUGUUGAUCGAAUUGAUUUCAGUGAUCAUCAUUUGUUUCAAACCAGGGAUAUUGAGACGAUCAUGACGAAACUCAGAGCACUAGAGGACAAGCUUGGUUCCAAGCCAGUAGUUGUUCUCACAGAAAAGGAUUAUGAUCGAGACCCAGAGAUCCUCCGGCAUAUGAGUCCUUUCAAAGUGCUGGUACUGUGCUCCGAACUGGAAAUCAUUCCUAAAAGAGGACACACUGAGGACAGUUUCAGAAAAUUGUUAAAGCAACUGCUGGAGACGAAAUGGUGAAGUUCAUAAACCAGAAAUCGGUGCAAUUUUUGUAAGCAUGCACCUGAGGAUAUAUCUCACCCUGAAUUCCCCUGUGCUUGAUUUUCUUUUGAAAAUAAACGCAUAAAAUUCUGGAAAUUUGAAAAAUUAUAUAUUAUAUAUAUAUAUAGGUAAUUUGAAAAGUAUUACUACAAUUUGUUGACUUGUGGUUUAUUUUCUAUAAUAGUAACUCUUUUGAUUGUAUAUUUUUGAUUAUUUAAUUGUGUAUUUUUUAAAAAUUUCAGUGGUGUGUCUAUACUGUUUUUGGUUACUUGUAAUUUAUAUUGAGUUGAUUUAUUGAUAUAUGGUUUAUAUUGAGUUGAUUUAAUAAUAUAUUAUUGUCCUA
This is a messenger RNA of Mercurialis annua (annual mercury), 1632 nucleotides long. RefSeq names its product probable tetraacyldisaccharide 4'-kinase, mitochondrial. Bases 93 to 1268 code for a protein of 391 amino acids. Gene Ontology annotation, biological process: lipid A biosynthetic process. The transcript is spliced from 8 exons. The record is from RefSeq and is a predicted model, not a curated record. Gene Ontology annotation, molecular function: ATP binding; lipid-A 4'-kinase activity. NCBI's taxonomy places the organism in Eukaryota, Viridiplantae, Streptophyta, Magnoliopsida, Malpighiales, Euphorbiaceae.